Aspergillus novofumigatus IBT 16806 is the source of this 1937-nucleotide messenger RNA. RefSeq names its product tRNA splicing endonuclease subunit SEN2 (gene sen2). The record is from RefSeq and is a predicted model, not a curated record. Lineage: Eukaryota; Fungi; Ascomycota; Eurotiomycetes; Eurotiales; Aspergillaceae. Gene Ontology annotation, molecular function: nucleic acid binding; tRNA-intron lyase activity. The coding region runs from base 182 to 1648 and encodes 488 amino acids. Gene Ontology annotation, cellular component: tRNA-intron endonuclease complex. Gene Ontology annotation, biological process: tRNA-type intron splice site recognition and cleavage; tRNA splicing, via endonucleolytic cleavage and ligation. The transcript is spliced from 2 exons.
CAUUGCUCAUACUCGGAUUCCAACAUGAUGUUGAUGGAGUCCUUGAGUUAACUGCAAGACUUUCGGCGAAAGCCUCAUGAUAUCUACGUUGCCCUCCCUCAACACUAGGUGUCCAGAAAACCAUCUUUUCUGAUAGAAAUCUUAAUUGGAUAGUGUAAUUGAAUCAAAAUUUCCGUUAAUCAUGGCCUCUUCAUCCACAUCAAUCCCUAGUUCGCCUGCUGAGCUUGCUGGAUCUCCCACCAAAUCCAUGCCACACAAUAACGCUCGCCCAGCUCAUCGCUCCAGGCCUCCGAAGCCUAACUACAAGCACAUCCACCGGUUUCCUCUUCCCCUCGAUGUUCAUCCUCUACCACCUCUCAUUCCUCACAAUCCUCUGUCGCUCAUUAGUGUGGUGCUGUCUUACCUGACUUAUUUUAUCUCUCGACCUCACCAAGAAACCUAUGCCGCCUACUUCGAUUCUGCGACGUCCUCCGUCCAUGUCACGGACGAAAAGGCUAUUCAAGCCUUGUGGGAGAUGGGGUUCUUUGGAAAGGGCACUUUAAGCCGAAGUCAGCCUAGUUGGCUGGAACGCGAGAAGAAACGGAGGGGAUUACUCGGUGGCCAGACCAACGAGGAACUCACACGGCAGCGUAGAACAGAACGACGUGAACUGAAACUUGAGAGAGCGAGAAUGGAGAAGGUAGCAAUUGAGCAGAGACUGAAGGCCGAAGCUGCUGCACGUGAGAGUGGUGCUACUACCGUCGACCUGACGACGGCGACCCUACUCGCAGACGGUGCUCCUGGUGGCACAGCCGUUACACUCGAAAAGUUCUCUCUUCGGAAAGCAAGAGAAGCUAGAAUGCUCGAAUCACAGCGUUCCAAGGAGCAGGGAAACAACGGCCCUGCCUCCUCGUCUCCCAGGCAAGAGUCUCCCAGGCAAGAGUCUCCCAGCAAGGCAGUUCGCUUUUCACCUGUUGUUCAAGAGAAAGAAUUUGCGUCAGACUCGGCAAUUGUACGCCUUCCCGAGCCAGCUACAGAGGCUCAGGAGACGUCACAGGAAGAGCUUCCUUUAAAAAACGAGGAACACUUACAGUUAUCGAACGAAGAGGCUUUUUUCCUUGCUUAUGGGCUUGGGAUUCUUCAUGUCUACGAUCAUCAGCAGAAGACCAUCAUUCCUCCUACGUCUCUACUCUCUUUAUUCUGUCACAACUCAUACUACCCUCCACGUGAUUCAUCCACCGAUCUGAAACCGGACGAUCCUUUUAUGAUAUCUUACAUUGUCUACCAUCACUUUCGAUCCCUGGGCUGGAUUGUGCGUUCUGGGGUUAAAUUUGGAGUGGAUUAUCUUCUGUACAACCGCGGACCCGUAUUCUCCCACGCUGAGUUUGCGGUUGUAGUUAUUCCUGCCUACGAGCACUCCUACUGGUCUGAAACAUCAGAUAGGAGAUCUUAUUGUGCCACGAAACAGGCACGAAGUUGGUGGUGGCUGCAUUGCGUGAAUAGAGUGCAGGCGCAAGUUAAGAAGAGCUUGGUGGUAUGCUACGUGGAAGUUCCACCGCCGCGAUCUCACGAUUCGAAGAAUCACUCGGACAUCGGGGAUCUCCUUUCUCGAUACAGGGUGCGGGAAAUGCUAAUCAGGCGGUGGGUUCCUAAUCGCACGCGGGACUAACUUCGCCUCCGAUAUCGCCUCUAUAUCAUUUACUACAUCAUAAAUAGCCUGUUAGGCUUUCAACCGGCGAAGGGCGCUGCUCUUCGGUUGGCGAAGUGACCUACUGUAACAGUAUUGUGAGACGAUAUGGGAAGCGCCUUGUCGACACUGGACCGGUAAUCUGAUUUCAAUCAGAACUAUCUUUACAUAGGCACUCGGUUUUGGCGAACCGCAAGAUCCUUGUGUAGCCUGGAUUCAGGAUGUAGUAUAACUCUUCAGUGGAACAUUUUGUUGGAAAUACGUUCUAUUC